AUGACCACAUAUGCCCCUUUUAGAAGUUGUCAAAGCUUUGUCAGAAAAUGCAAAGUAUCAAGCAUAUUAAAUAAUAAUUACCCUGAUUUAAGACAAUUACUAAGAGACAUUGCUGAAGAGCAAACUAUACUUAGACAAGAUGCUUCUAAUAUGGCCUAUUUUUUAACAUGCAAGGCACUUGAACCCGACGAAACUGAUGAGUAUGUACUGAAAUCGGUCACAAAGCCUCAACUCUGGGGCCAUAUGUAUAGGAUAGUUUCCUCUACACCUAUUGAAGAGACUAGAUAUGUGUUCUAUCAUCCAUUCGUACAAGCAAAUUUUGCCUCAUUUGAUGCUUUAAGGCGUCACCCUGUCACUGGAGGCUAUAUAGACAAGCACCUUUACGGCAUACCAAAGCUAGAUAAUUUACAUGGGGCAAUAGCUACUUCAUAUUCUACUAAAAUGUGUACAAAUGUGAAAGGUCAUUUGGCUUUGAACUUGCAUAUAUUUCCCAAAAGAGUGAUCAAAGGAUAUAUAGGAAAACAUAACGAAGAUAAUACUGAUAACAGCGCCUAUAUUCCUUUAAAGAUGAGUUCCAAGAUACUGCAAAGUAUAACCACAUACACACCUUUUAUAGAUGAAGAAAAACAAGAAGAAUUUGAUGGGAACAUGGAUGCAAUUGAAUUCUACAACUUACAACAAGCAAAGUAUUGUGAACUCUUUUCCCCAAUGACGGAAGAAAAACUACAAGACUAUGAAACAGCAGCCACAAAAUCAGGACUGUACAUUCGAUAUUUUAAAUCGUUAUUACAAGAUAUUGAAAACUACAGUGUUGAUAACGUCAAACGAUUCUCUCUACUGCCAAUUGCACCACAACAAAUUGUCCAUGUCUCCAUUUCUUCUGAUGCUUUUUAUCAACUCUUGAAAAGGGCAUAUAAUGAAAAGUUCAACGUUCCAGACGCAACAGUUGUAUCCGAAGGAUCAAGCAUUCGUCCAAAUGUAUAA
Molecule: messenger RNA, 984 nt
Organism: Rhizopus microsporus ATCC 52813
Lineage: Eukaryota; Fungi; Mucoromycota; Mucoromycetes; Mucorales; Rhizopodaceae
Exons: 9
Coding region: 1-984 (327 amino acids)
Source: RefSeq, a predicted model, not a curated record